AUGAACUCUCAACUCUUACCGAACAUCACUUUGGGUUUCCACAUUGUUAACAACUACUUUAUUGAAAGGAUAACCUAUAAGGCAACACUGAGAUUACAUUCUACACAGCAGAAAUUUGUUCCCAACUUUACCUGUGAUUUAACAAAAACAUUUAUUGCUGCCAUUGGAGGACGUUUGACAGGGACCUCAUCCAUUAUGGCCAAUAUUCUUGCCAACUAUAAAAUUACACAGCUUGCCUAUGGAUCAUUUACACCAAUCCAUGAUGACAUAUUUUCAUUCUUAUACCAGAUGGUCCCAAAUGAAAUCCAUCAGUACACUGGUAUUAUUCAAUUACUUCAGCAUUUUGGAUGGAAUUGGAUUGGGAUCAUGGCUGUGGAUGAUGACUAUGGAGACAUGUUUUUACAGAAAAUUGGACCAUUGCUUUCCCAAAACAAUAUUUGUUAUGCUUUCAUACUUAGAACACCAAAGAAGGCAUAUCUGGAUGAAUAUGCAAACUUGAUUUCAAUGGGGUUAAGAUAUGAUCAACUUUUUAUGGACGACAAAGUCAAAGUGUGUUUAAUCUAUGCAGCACCACCAUCCAUAAUAAAUCUGAGAAUGAUCAUCUUUAUAGCAUCUUUGACUUCAUGGCCACCUUUGGGUAAAGUGUGGAUUGUUACAUCCCAUUGGAAUUAUAACUCACUACCAUUUCAGAGACUUUGGGAUAUGCAGAGUUUCCAUGGUGCUCUGUCAUUUGCAGUUCGUUCAAAAGAGCCCCCUGGAUUCCAAGAAUUCCUUCACACUAUAAGGCCAUCCUGGGCAAAAGAAGACAAUUUCAUUCAGAAUUUUUGGGAGCAGGCAUUUGAUUGCCCAUUAUUCAUUUCCAGUGUAAAUGAAGAUAACAAAUUACGGUGCACUGGGGAUGAAAAGUUAGAGAAUUUACCAAAUAUAUUAUUUGAAAUGAACAUGAGUGGUAACAGUUACAACAUUUACAAUGCAGUCUAUAUCGUGGCUCAUUCUUUGCAUGUUUUACUCAAGUCCAGAUCCAGAUAUAGACAUUUAAUGGAAGGAGAGCAAUUAAUUCAUAAUAUAAAACCGUGGCAGUUUCACCUUGUCCUGAAAAACAUGGUAUUCAACAACAAUAUGGGAGACACUAUUAGUUUUGAUGAAAACAAAGAAUUGAUUACAGACUUUUAUGUUGUAAACUGGAUUAUUUUGCCCAAUAAUUCCUUUUCUCGAGUGAAGGUUGGAACAUUGGAACCUCGGGCUCCAUCAGGCAGAGAAUUAACUCUUAAUGACAAUCAAAUUGUAUGGCACACAAGCUUUAAUCAGGUGCUACCUGUCUCUCUGUGUAAUGACCACUGUGAUCUAGGCUCAAGCAAAAACAAGAAGGAAGGAGAGAAAUUUUGCUGCUAUGAUUGUGCACCUUGUCCAGAAAGGAAGAUCUCUGACAAAAUAGGUAGGACAAAAAGAGAUAUGGAUAUCUGCAUGAACUGUCCAGAAAAUCAGUAUCCCAACAAUAUCAAAAAUCAAUGUAUUCCCAAAGUGAUGACCUAUCUCUCUUAUAGUGAACCUUUGGGAAUCUUAUUUAUAACAUUAGCUGUUGUUUUCUCUUUGAUUACAAUCCUUGUGGUUGGAAUCUUUUGGAGGCAUCGGGAAACUCCGAUUGUCAAAGCCAAUAAUUGGAGCCUCACCUGUAUCCUCCUCGUUUCCCUUUUUCUCUGCUUCCUCUGCUCCUUCCUCUUCAUGGGAAGACCUAGAAAGAUGACCUGUCUUCUACGGCAAACAACUUUUGGCAUUAUCUUCUCAGUGGCCCUUUCAUCUGUAUUGGCAAAAACCAUGACUGUGAUUCUGGCAUUUAUGGCAACCAAACCAGGCUCUGGACUGAGGAAAUGGGUAGGGAAAGGACUGGCCAAUUCUAUUGUCCUUUUGGGUUCUUUCAUCCAAGUAGGAAUUUGCAUUGUUUGGCUGAGUACUUCUCCUCCUUUCCCUGAUAUAGACCUGCACUCACUGAAGGGAGAAAUCAUAAUGGAAUGCAAUGAAGGCUCAGUGAUCAUGUUUUACUGUGUCCUGGUUUACAUGGGCUUCCUGGCUAUUGUCAGCUUUAACAUUGCUUUCCAUGCCAGGAAGCUUCCCAGCAGUUUCAAUGAGGCCAAGUUCAUCACAUUCAGCAUGUUGGUCUUUUGCAGUGUUUGGCUGACGUUUGUUCCAACCUACCUGAGCACCAAAGGGAAAUACAUGGUGGCUGUGGAGAUCUUCUCUAUCUUAACCUCCAGUGCUGGUUUACUGGGGUGUAUCUUUUGCCCCAAAUGCUACAUCAUUUUAAUGAGGCCUGAGAUGAAUAAUAAGGAACAUUUAAUAAGGAAAGCAAAAUAA
Messenger RNA from Ahaetulla prasina, 2352 nucleotides. Its product is annotated as vomeronasal type-2 receptor 26-like. The coding region runs from base 1 to 2352 and encodes 783 amino acids. The record is from RefSeq and is a predicted model, not a curated record. The transcript is spliced from 5 exons. Gene Ontology annotation, biological process: G protein-coupled receptor signaling pathway. Lineage: Eukaryota; Metazoa; Chordata; Lepidosauria; Squamata; Colubridae. Gene Ontology annotation, molecular function: G protein-coupled receptor activity. Gene Ontology annotation, cellular component: membrane.